UGCACUCUGUUAUAAAAGGUGUGUUCCUGGCUGUUUACCCUUACGGCAACAAAGAACUAAGAUUUAUAUCUGUCUUUCCUAUUCAGGGACUGGCACAUCUUCACAUUCAUCAUGUGAUUCACCGAGAUAUCGAGGGCCAGAAUGUACUGCUGACCGAGAAUGCAGAGUUGAUUUUGGUGUGAGCGCUCAGCUGGACAGGGCAGAGAAAUACAUUCUCUGGUUGGGCAGAGAAAUACAUUCAGAAGCAACCCCUACUGGAUGGCUCCAGAGGUCAUUGCCUGUGACAAGAACCCAGAUGCCACCUAUGACUACAGAGAUUUGACUGAACUGGCCAAAAAGCUUCGAGCAGUGGAAGAUAUGCGGCCACCUCACAAAGUGACAGAUUACUCCUCGUCCAGUGAGGAGUCGGGGACCACAGAUGAGGAGGACGAAGACGUGGAACAGGGAGGGGCUGGUGAGUCCACCUCUGGACCAGAGGACACCAGAGCACCGUCAGUACUGGGCAUAUCUUAG
Messenger RNA from Galeopterus variegatus (Sunda flying lemur), 513 nucleotides. Its product is annotated as mitogen-activated protein kinase kinase kinase kinase 4-like. The transcript has 3 exons. The coding region runs from base 259 to 513 and encodes 84 amino acids. The record is from RefSeq and is a predicted model, not a curated record. Lineage: Eukaryota; Metazoa; Chordata; Mammalia; Dermoptera; Cynocephalidae.